Molecule: messenger RNA, 1772 nt
Organism: Macroventuria anomochaeta
Lineage: Eukaryota; Fungi; Ascomycota; Dothideomycetes; Pleosporales; Didymellaceae
Exons: 2
Coding region: 227-1549 (440 amino acids)
Biological process (GO): protein deglycosylation; glycoprotein catabolic process; protein quality control for misfolded or incompletely synthesized proteins
Cellular component (GO): nucleus; cytosol
Molecular function (GO): peptide-N4-(N-acetyl-beta-glucosaminyl)asparagine amidase activity
Source: RefSeq, a predicted model, not a curated record
CUGACGCUGCAGCACCGAGCUCGCAACAGUCGACGACGACGUCUGCAUACAAAAAUACCGGACAGCCGCCGUGACGCCUGCCCGCUGCUGCGCCUGCACUCUGACGCUCAUUGACCAGCGACCCGGGGCUGUGCAGUGCCAAUCCACAGCCUACUUACACCCACCGUCAGCGCUCCACGCCCGCCCACGCCGACACUCCUCACCCACCACCACGCACCCGCCCACCAUGGAGCACCCGCGAGCAUCUUCGCGGGCCCCCGCCAGCGACGUCGACAAGCUCGCCGUCGAGAUGACCGAGAAGUUCCGCUCCGUCCUCAGCACCAAGCGCAUGAACGACCUCUCCACAUCCUGCUCGCAGUCCCGCUCGGCGUCGCCUGCACCACGAGACUUUGGCACACCGCAGCCGCCCACACAGCAUGCCCCGCCGUCGUACUCGUCGCUCAAGAACAUCCCACUCGUCGCCCAGGCCCCGAACUCGAACGACCUCCGCUCGAUGCGCUUCCGCAACAUGCUGCACUCACUCUCGGCCAUGCCCACGCGAUGGGAGAACCCUGGGCUGCUGGACGAGGCCCUGCGCGUUGUGCCUCUGGAGCAGAUCUACAACGAGGCCGACGAGGAGAGCCAGAUCCUGCAGGCGGAGGCGGACAGUCUCGGCGCCGGCAAGAAGGCCGCUUGGGGCUACCAGGACUGCGUUGUCCGCGCACUGCUGCGAUGGUUCAAGCGCUCGUUCUUCCAGUGGGUCAACAACCCGCCGUGUUCGAGGUGUUACUCGCCUACAGUAGCAGUCGGCCUCACGACGCCACUUCCUGAUGAGCAGGCUCUCGGCGCCAACCAGGUCGAGGCCUACAAGUGCUCGCACGAGGGAUGCCAGAACUACGAGCGAUUCCCCCGUUACAACGACGCAUUCGUCCUCCUACAGACCCGCAAAGGCCGUUGUGGCGAGUGGGCCAACUGCUUCAGCAUGCUCUGCCGAGCCGUUGGAUCAAGAGUCCGCUGGGUUUGGAACGCAGAGGACCACGUCUGGACAGAAGUCUACUCAGUACACCGCAAGCGAUGGGUACACGUAGAUGCCUGCGAAGAGGCCUGGGACAAGCCCCGGUUAUACACCGAUGGCUGGGGCAAGAAGCUGUCUUACUGCAUCGCCUUCUCUGCUGAUGGCGCCAUGGACGUUACUCGACGCUACGUGCGCGACCAGAACAAGCACGCAGCUCCCCGCACCCGUGCACCUGAGGCCGUCCUCCUUCACAUCAUGGACGAGAUCCGUGCUGUGCGACGCAAGGACAUGUCCAAGCAGGACAAGUUCCGCCUGCAAGGUGAGGACCUCCGUGAAUCAAAGGAGCUUCGCGGCUAUGUCAUUUCUUCCAUCGCACACGACAUCUGCAAGCUCAAGCCACAAGACAUCAUCAACGGAGCACCUCCUCGCGAUGCCGAAUCCGACAAGGCAUUGGAGGGUCGUAUGAGCGGCAACCAGGCAUGGAUUCGAGCACGGAACGAGCAAGGACGAGGCCAGUCGAACCAACAGGACCCUCGCAACCAGCACCCGCAUUGAGGAUCCUACCCACAAAGGUCACUCACUAUCUUUUCUUCACUACCAUCUCCGCCUAUCCUGUCGCCCUACAACGCAGCCGAGCCAGGUCCACCGUGCAUAGCACCUACCCGCUCUGGCACGUAGGUCCGGAUUGAGCUCUUGAUGGCUCUCUUUCACCUUGACCCUGCGACGUUCGCUCACGAGCACCCCGCACUCUGUAACCAUAGAAUCCCGGAUUCAGCGA